Pogona vitticeps (central bearded dragon) is the source of this 9302-nucleotide messenger RNA. The record is from RefSeq and is a predicted model, not a curated record. Lineage: Eukaryota; Metazoa; Chordata; Lepidosauria; Squamata; Agamidae.
GCGGCGACAGAGAGAGCGAGCAGCUUCGGCGGCGUCUCCGCGGCGGCUCCCCUAGUCGACGAGGCCUGCCUUUCGCCACCGCGGCCGCUCGAUGGCUCCGGGACCGAUUAGGCGGCCCUGACGGGCUACCCAAGCGGGAACGAGGAGGAGGGAGGCAGCGGCUCCUCCUCCUCCUCCUGCUGGCCGAAGGGAGGGAAUGGGCUUCCCUGAGUCAGGCAAGAAGCAGGCGGAGGGAGCGCCAGCCUGUGAAUCCCAACUCCGCGGUGGCGGCAGCAGCAGCAAGUCGCCGCCGCCGCCGCCUGCGCAGGACCCCACCCUGCGCCGAGCAAAGCGAGCCUUUCUCGGAGAGCAAGCUGCCUGCAGGCCAGCAGGUUUUCCACUUAAUUCCGCCACUGGAUACUGACACCAUUUAGCUACAAUCUUUGGUGUCUUCAUGACUGGCUUUCAGAUAGUGAGAAAGAAACGUUUUAAAGAAUGGAGUUGGCUCACAGCUUGUUACUUAAUGAAGAGGCCUAUAACCAGCGGGGUGAAUCUCAGAAAGCAGAGUUCGCUUUUGAAUGGCUAAGGUUUUUGGAAAAACUUCUACCAACUACUAAUAGAGCUGAUAUAAAGGAAAAGCAGAGCAAGCUUGUUCAACAACUUGUAUUUUUGUUAACCAGCUCACCAGGGCCUCCUGCCAGGCAGCUCAUUGCCAAAAACCUUGCUGUACUGUAUAGCUCUGGAGACAUCUUUUCUGUUCAUCAAACAAUUGACAAAUGCAAUGAACUUAUUCGUAGUAAAGAUGAUUCACCAAGCUAUCUUCCUACAAAGCUUGCUGCAGUGGUUUGUUUGGGCUAUUUAUACAAAAAGCUGGGAAGAAUUUUGGGCAACAGCUUUAUAGAUACUGUGGGAAAUAUCCUUAAAGCAAUGAAGAAUGCAGAGUCUCAAGGGCGGUAUGAGAUCAUGCUAAGUUUGCAAAAUAUUUUGAAAGGGCUGGGAGCUGCUGCUAUUCCAUGUCACAGAGAUAUUUACAAAGCUGCCCGUUCCUGCUUAAUGGAUAGAUCAAUGGCAGUUCGAUGUGCUGCUGCAAAGUGUCUUCUUGAACUUCAGAGUGAAGCAACCUUUAUAUGGAGUACAGACUUGGACAGCAUUGUGACUCUGUGCUUCAAGUCUUUUGAAGGAUCCAAUUAUGAUGUGCGAAUGGCUGUUUCUAAGCUGUUAGGCUGUGUGUUAGUCAGUGCUGUAACAUCUAAACAAGGCACAGCAUCUGCAAGACAAAAUGUUCGUAAAAUUUCAUUUGAAGAAGCUUUGGAACUCCUGGCAACAGGUUUCCUUCGCGGCAGCUCUGGAUUUCUCCGAGCCAGUGGUGAUAUCCUGAAGGGGACCAGUUCAGUCAGCAGGGAUGUUAGAGUUGGAGUCACACAGGCGUAUGUGGUAUUUAUCUCCACUCUAGGAGGGCAGUGGCUUGAAAAGAAUUUCUCUGCCUUGCUUUCCCAUGUUCUGGACCUUGUCUCUCAGUCUCACCCUAAAGCUAUUCAGACUCAGAUGGACGCUAUCUGCUGCCGCCGUUGUAUUUCAUUUAUCCUCCAAGCUACAGUAGGAGGCCUUCUUGGGGAAAAAGCUCAAAUUGCAACUGCUAAGGAGAUUUGUCAAGCCAUCUGGAAGCUGAAGAAAGUUAUGGAUGCUGCAACAAGUGAUUCUAAUAUGGAAACCCAUGUUGGUACAACAGCUGUAGUAGGAAGCCAACAUAUGCUUAUAUGUGCCCUGGAAGAGCUUGGAAACCUCAUAUAUAGCUUAGGUACUACUGCUGCACCAGUAAUGCAGGAUGCAAGUACAGGGCUUUUGGAUGUAGUCAUCUCCGUCAUCCUUCACCCAAGCCUUGCAGUUCAGCUUGCAGCAGCAUGGUGCUUACGCUGCAUUGCUGUAGCAUUACCCUGUUUCCUCUCCCCACUUCUGGAUCGCUGUAUUGAGCGACUCACCGCGCUGAAAUCCUCCCCUGAAGCAGUGACUGGGUAUAGCUUUGCUAUUGCAGCUUUAUUGGGAGCUGUCAGACAAUGUCCUCUAGGAAUUCCACAUUGCAAAGGAAAGAUCAUCAUGACAGUCGCUGAGGAUUUAUUACGUACUGCUUCUCAAAAUAGUCGCAUUUCAGUACAAAGAAUGCAAUCUGGAUGGCUUUUGAUAGCUGCCCUAAUGACAUUGGGUCCUGCAGUUGUCCAGCAUCAUCUUCCAAGAAUGCUUCUGCUCUGGAAGUGUGCAUUCCCCAUAUCACCUAAAGAUUUAGAAACUGAGAAGAACCGAGGUGAUUCAUUUACGUGGCAAGUGACGUUGGAAAGCCGAGCAGGUGCUCUCUGUGAUGAAGUUAUUCAGAGACUCCUUCCUCCUGUCCCAUGUGCUGUAGACUUAUUGACACAGCUUCCUUCACUAAAUAAAACCUAUGGCAAUCCUCUAAAAUCAGCAUCAAUGACAUAUAGAAAAAGACUUUAUGAGUUGCUUAGUUUAUUACCUCCAAAGACAUAUGAAGAAAGCUUUUCUGCAGUUCUCAAAGAACUGGUGCUUGAUUUGACUCAACCUGAUAGCCAGAUAGCAACCUCUGUUGGUUAUCUUCCAUCUUUCCCACACCAGAAUGAACUUGCCUUACUUGGCCCCAUACUGCAGGAGACAGAACACAGAUUCAUUGAAGAGCAGUUGCUCUUAGUUAACAGUAUGGCUGGUGGGAGUCUAGAGUAUGACCCAUAUUCAGUUUGUGAAAAGUCUGCAGAAGGCGAUUCAGUGCCUAAGCCCUUACCGCCAAAUUUAUCCAUUAUCAGCGCAGCAACCCGUCUCUUUGGUGUAGUAUUUCCUUAUGUUGCAGAGUCCCAAAGGCAUCAGAUAUUAGAACAGUUACUGACAUCUGUAAAACAAACGAAGGGAUCACGGCAGAACAUUGUACAACAAAAUGUUAUGCUGGCAUUUUCUAAUGUUCUGAAGCAUUUGUCUAGCUGCAAGGGAAAUUUAGGUUCUGAGGAAGUCCGAAGCUGUGCCCUGACCUUAGUGCUGAAUGCCUUGGAAAGCAGUAAUCCCCUUCUGAGAUGUUCUGCUGCUGACUCCCUAGCAAGGCUUGCACAGGUAGUUGCAGACAGCACCUUCACUGCUGGAUUGGCACAAAUCAGCUUUGACAAGCUAAAAUCUGCUAGAGAUGUGAUAUCAAGAACAGGGCAUUCCUUGGCUCUUGGAUCUCUGUAUAGAUACCUGGGUGGAAUAAGCUCUACUCAGCACCUGAAUGCAUGUGUUGGAAUACUUUACACAUUGUCUCAGGAUAGUACUUCACCUGAAGUCCAGACGUGGGCACUGCACUCCCUGUCCCUGGUCAUUGAUUCUGCUGGCCCUUUGUAUCAUGUGCAUGUGGAACCUACCCUUUCUCUUGUUCUCAUGUUGUUGCUUACUGUGCCUCCUGCUUAUGCUGAAGUACAUCAAAGCCUUGGUUGCUGUUUAAAUUCUCUUAUCGCCAGUUUGGGUCCCGAGUUGCAAGGCAGUAGCUCUACAAUCUCAGCCUUAAGGGCUUCUUGUCUCCUGGGCUGUGCAGUGAUGCAGGAUAAUCCUGAUUGCCUUGUCCAAGCUCAAGCCAUCUCUUGCCUUCAGCAGCUUCAUAUGUUUGCUCCACGUCAUGUGAACUUAUCCAGCCUCGUAAGGUGCCUUUGUGAGAUCUUGUUGGAAAAUUCUGUGUUGGUGAAUCUUUCUAGUUCAUAUCUGUUGUUGAGGCGAGCAGUGCUUGCUUGUUUACAUCAGCUUGUGCAGAGAGAGGCAGCUGAAGUAUCUGAACAUGCUGUGGCCCUUGCUAAAGACAGUAGGGAAGACUUCACUCCAGGCAUUAACAUAAGAGAAGUAGGCCUUGAAGGUGCAUUGUUAAGCUUAUUAGACAAAGAACUGGAUCCAAAACUGUGCCAAGAUAUCAGAGAGACCCUGAGCCAUAUGCUUCUAUCAAUGGCUGUGGAAAAACUCUCUUUCUGGUUGAAGCUCUGCAAGGAUGUCCUAGUUGCCUCUGUUGAUAUCUUAACAGUGGCUUCCGUGGAUACAACCCAAGAAGAAGAGGGUGCUCAAGCAGAUGAUGAAUUGGCAUUCGGUUUGGAAAAUGAUGAAAGUUUGCACCCCUUUCCCCACCCUCGGUGGUCUACUAGAGUUUUUGCUGCCGAGUGUGUUUGUAAAAUUAUCAAUCAAUGUGAGAAUGCAGACAACACUCACUUUGAUCUAGCUCUUGCACAGGAAAUGAAGCAAAGAGAUUCAAGAGAUGAUUUCCUAGUACUGCAUUUAGCUGACUUGAUCCGCAUGGCAUUUAUGGCUGCCACUGAUCACAGCGAUCAGCUUCGUCUUUCUGGCCUCCAGAUGUUACUUGUUCUUGUUCAAAAGUUUGCUGCUGUACCAGAACCAGAGUUCCCGGGUCACCUAAUUUUGGAGCAGUAUCAAGCAAAUGUUGGUGCAGCACUUAGACCAGCCUUUACCCCAGAAACACCCCCUGAUGUAACUGCAAAAGCAUGUCAGGUUUGCAGUGCCUGGAUAGCAAGUGGUGUAGUAAGUGACCUUCAUGACCUUCAGAGAGUUCAUCAGCUGCUUGUAACAUCCUUGACUAAAGUACAGGCUGGAAAAGAAGCGCAAAAUCAACUUUAUAAUGAAGGCACAACAACUAUGGAGAUACUGGCUGUGCUAAAAGCUUGGGCAGAGGUUUAUAUAGCUGCAGUUCAAAGACAGAGAAAACAAAGCAACAUCAGUAGACAACCUUUUGUCAUAAACAUAAUAGAGGAGAGCUUUAGAGAUCAGCCCUCUUCAGCCGAUGAACUUCUGGAGCUAGUUCAGCCAGACUUGGGGAAUCUGAGCAAACUCUGGCUUGCUGCACUUCAGGAUUUUGCUCUCUUAACUUUGCCCCUGGAAUACAGCUCUCAACUUCCUGCUGAAGGUGGUGCUUUCUAUACUGCAGAGACAGUUGAAAGUGCAAGACCACACUACCAAAAUGCAUGGGCUCUGAUCCUCCAUGCUACAGCGCUGUGGCUUACUAGCACAGGUUUCCUUGCUGGUGAUUCAGAUGAAGGCUUAACCAAUCUUUCUCGACCUGUCACUCCAACUACUAUGUGUCAAGAUUCUACAUCUAGGGGUCCUGUAAAAUCACCAGAGGAUGUAAACACGGAUAGAUUUCAUCUUGUUUUGGGCAUUAGUGUGGAAUUCCUUUGUUCUCCACGGUCAGAUGCUGCAAUGGAGAAUAUUACUGCUUGUCUACAUGCUCUCCACUCACUGCUUGAUGUUCCUUGGCCAAGGUCAAAGAUUGGUAGUGAUCAGGAACUGAGUGUAGAGCUGCUGAAUGUUUUACAUCGACUUAUACUAACUCGGGAAUCUCCUGACAUUCAGCUUGCUGCUCUGGGAGUUGUACGACAGAUUCUUUUUGCAGCACAGGAGCACGUCAAGGAAAAACGAAGGAGUGCAGAAGUUGAUGAUGGGGCUGAAGAAAAGGAAACAUUACCUGAAUUUGGGGAAGGCAAAGAUACAGGAGGACUCAUACCUGGGAAGUCCUUGGUCUUUGCAACACUGGAGAUGUGUAUGUGUAUCCUUGUAAGGCAGUUGCCUCAGCUGAACCCAAAGAUAACAUGUAGCCCUGGUAUUACAGCUAGAAAACCUCAGCUGUUAUCAGAGAAUGGAAGUAGCCUGGUAUCAGCAGCAUUAGGAAUCCUCUCUGAUGUUCCAGCAGUCUGUUCACCAGAAGGAAGCAUUGCUGUUCUUCCCACUAUCUUGUAUCUGAUUAUUGGAGUCCUCCGAGAAACUGCUGUCAAACUACCUACUGGCCAACUACCUUUGACUGCUGCUGCAUCCUUACAAGCUCUUAAAGGAGUGCUAUCUUCUCCCAUGGCUCGGGCAGAGAAGAGCCGAACUGCUUGGAACGAAUUGCUCCGUAGUGCUUUGGUCACUAUUCUUAAUUUUUGGGAUCAAGAUGGUGCUCACCAAGAGUUAGAUGAAGGAAGUCUUCUGGGUGCAAUCACAGUAUUUAUUUUGUCUACAAGUCCCGAAGUUACCACCAUGGAAUACCUUCAGUCGAGUUGCAUUGAGAAGUUUAAAUCAGCAAUGGAAUCUAAAGAUCCUAUUGUGCAACUUAAAUGCUACCAGCUGCUGCUUACUAUUUUUCAGUAUCCAAACCGUGUGGUGUCAUAUCCUUAUAUUAAUUCAUUAGCCCCAUCAGUUGUCGGCAAACUGCAGGCAACAGAGAAAGCUAAGCCUGAAAAUUCAGCUGAACUUCAAGUUAUUCAGGAAGGGAUAAAGGUUGUGGCUGCUGUUAUAGCCCUUUCUGAGGAAGAACAUCGAACUCAGCUAGUGGCUUCCUUCCUACCCAUCCUCAUUUCUUUUCUUUUGGAUGAGAAUGCCCUAGGAUCAGCUACAAGUUCCGCAAAGUGUCUACAUGAGUUUGCUUUGCAAUAUCUGAUGCAGAUUGGUCCUCAGUAUUCCUCAGUCUUUAAAAAACUAAUGGCUUCAUCUCCAUCUAUGAAAGCAAGGCUUGAAUCAGCUGUGAAGGGCAAUCAGGAAAGUAUCAAGGACAAAACAACACCUAGGCAUUCAAAGAACCCAGGGAAAAGCUCAAGUAUUCAACUAAAGACCAAUUUUCUGUGAAAUUAUAUUUGAAAUCUUAAGCACUUUGAUGAUACUGCAGAAAGUUUUGUUUCCUUCUAGUAGUUUUCAUCAUGAUAAAGGGUGUUUAUUAUCAGUUUAGUUUUUGUGGAACUUUGAAAGCACAUUAAAACCCACUUCCAGAGGCUAGCAUGCAUAUACCUCUUUACCAGUAAGACUGUAGCAGGAAAGCCUUGGCUUCUGGGUGUGAAACAGGAACCUAGCACAGUAUGUUGUAUCUAUUUGCAUAUACAAUUCCCAUUUCAGAAGGGACACCCUUUUGCUCAAUUUGAGUGCUUACUUUAUAAUUUUUUAAGUAGUGUUACUAUUUGCAUUGUUUCUUUCUAAACGCAUAGCAGCAUUCUAAGUAAAACAUACUGAUUUCAUAACGUAUGUUUGAAUCUUCAUAUGCUUCCAUUAAUGUUUCCACAUAGUUGUUUCACAUUCUGCUAUGAGCACAAAUACAUGAGAAUGAACUAAUGCCCAAUUUUUCAAUGCACACAUGCCAGAUGUAUCUAUGCACCUGUAUUUAUGUUUGUUUGUUCUGGUGCAGCACCUCACAGUGUUGCACAAUCAAAUGUUUUAAAAUACUGUACAACUUUGAAUGCUCCAAGUUGUUUGCAAAUUAAGUAUUGUGAGCUGCUUCAGAAGAAAAACCUUAAAAAUCACUCAGUACGUUCUCAUGUUUGGCUCCCAUGGAGUACGGUGAAUCUUAGGAGGGCAAAUUCUCUCAUUUGCUAGAGUUAAUGGCACAAAAUGGAUGACUAGUUCAUUGUGGUAACAAAUGUGGUCGGGCAUUCAUUCAGUGGAUGUACUACAGUUGCAGGCUGGAAUGUAAAAUGGGAAUCUAGGCAUGAAUACAUAAAUGUGGGAUGCCAUUUAGAUUUCACAUUAAGCUGUGAGUCGUUGUUAAAAACAUUGUAAUGCCAUCACAACUUAAUUGUAAUUUUAAUCCAUGAAUUUCUUAUAACUCAGUAAUGUUCUAACUGCUAGUAUAGCAAGUGAGAUCAUACAGUAAAAAUAAUAGAUGUUUUUGCAGUCCAUAGUGUAAUUAUUACUGAGUAUCUUGAAUCUACCUUUAAGAUACAACUGAUAUCCUUAGAAUUCAUAAAAACAUAAAGCUAUUAACAGCUUUAUGAUACAACUCCACUCAGGAAACUGUUUGGAGGAUCUGUAUUUACCAAAUGAAGCACAUAUUGUGACUGAUUUACAAUAUUGAGGCCUUAUGCUCCUUGCAAAACUCCACAUAGUCAGUAAAUAAAUCUUUCAUUGCCAAGUAAACAAUUAAAGCUUACAUAUCAGUUUUUAUUGAAGCUUACAUCUCUUGCUCAGAAUAUAUGGACUGUUUUGACACACUGUGCCUCUACAUAAAGUAUCUCAUUUUGUAUCCUGAUCCAUUUCAUGAGAUUGACUUGGAAACUGAUGGAUGCAUAGACAAUGUACAAUAUAUAUCCUUAUCCAAGGGCAAGGCAAGAGUUACUGAACUGGGCUUGGAUUAUCUUCAGUUGUUGAAUCAUAUGGAACAAAAGGGUACAUUCUAAGCAGUGAAUCAUGUUGUAAUAUAUAGAAAUGUACAGUAGCUUUUGAUUGCUUCAACUCCUACUUUAAUAUUUCAACAAACCUUUUAAAUGGCAGUAUUACCUGAAGCAAGUGCUCAGACAAUUAUAGUAUUGCUAUCUAGCAAUUAGCUGAAAAAUUAAAAAAUAUAUAGAACUGAUUCUCAGGAAGAGGGUAUUGUAUUUUAUUAUAAAUUUUGUACAUACUGUUGUAAAUUGUACAGAAUUAGCCACCAGAGCAAAAUUCUAACAAGUCAUUUUUCUAAUUUACAUAAAUCUAAUUUUCUUCACUUAAAUCUGUGUGCUUGCUAUUUUAUUAAUAAAACUUGCAAUUUUUUUCUAAACUGCAACCCUUCUGUUAAGUACAUUUAUUUCACUGCCUAGUCAUCCUAAGCAUUACUUCUCUUUCCUAUAUUGCAUUCAACUUGCAUUCGCUUUCUACUGUUGUAGCUGUAAUUGAAAACACUCUUAAUGAAACAUUCUUUGAGUUAGUUAUGACAUAUUCUGUCUUGCUAAGUUUACUAUAACUGUUGGUAGCCUUUCGCAACUGCUUGACAAUGAGUCCCAUAUCUGUAAUAUAUCUCAGCUUACACAAUAACGACAAAGAUCUAUCCAGCCACACGAUGAACCAAGCAGACGUCUCUGUCCUGUCAUGGGGCAUGUCCUUUUCUCCCAGCAAACCUGCACAGAUGAUACAGCUCUGUGGUGACCUGGAGGCUUUUUUCUGCAGAUGAUGACUCAAAGAUUACUUCCACAAUUUGACAACAGCCAGGACAACAACAUACAAGCUGUGUCACUCUCUAGCACAUGAGGAAGAAGUAUCCCAACAGCAUAAAGAGGAACUAUUUACUGACCAGAGCCACCUGCCUCCCAGACUACAUCAUGCUAGAAACACAGAUAAUCAGCUCUGUCUCCACAUCUACUCUGGCAACACAAUUACAGGCCCCAACUAUGCCACACACAACAUUAGGGACUGUUUAUUUGUUCCUCUGCUAAUGUGAUCUACGCCAUCCUUUUCGAUCACUGCUCCUUUGCACUACGCAUAGGAGAAUUUCUUUGCGAAAUAAUUUUGAUAUUUUGCGCUGUCAAGUCUCUUCUGACUUAUACUGACCCUAUGAAUGAAAGACUUCCAGAAUGUCCUAUCCUCAA